AUGAUCAGGUGUGCUGUGCGACCAACGAGGUCUGCGGCACGAAUGCCAACAAUGAGGCAAUAUGCUUGCCCUCUAAUGGGCCAAAUGAACCGAGCUGUCCCCUGUCCACAACUGUUUAUACGACCACCAGCUCGUACGAGAGCACGGUCCUGGAGACCAUCACGAUAG
Cyphellophora europaea CBS 101466 is the source of this 168-nucleotide messenger RNA. RefSeq lists its product as uncharacterized. The transcript has a single exon. Bases 1 to 168 code for a protein of 55 amino acids. NCBI's taxonomy places the organism in Eukaryota, Fungi, Ascomycota, Eurotiomycetes, Chaetothyriales, Cyphellophoraceae. The record is from RefSeq and is a predicted model, not a curated record.